UCAACUUCUUUGUUCUGUUCAGAUCGCUUGACCACUCCCGCCACUUGGCUCUCUCGACUGCACCCUCUCCAGGGAUGAUCACCAAAACCCACAAAGGAGACCUGGGCCUUGGGGUCCCAGAGAAAAAGAAGAAGAAGAAGAAGGUAGUCAAAGAACCAGAGACUCAGUACUCAGUUUUAAACAGUGAUAAUUAUUUCACCGAUAUCUGUCCCACAAGAGCCACAUCCCCCUCAAAGAAUGUGGUCCUAGGGCAGGCAUCUGAGAUCCCUCUAGUGAAGAAAAAGAAAAAAAAGAAGGGCCACAGCACCCUCUGCGAGGAGCACCUAGAACCUGAGACCAUAUUACGUGCUGGACGGACAGAGAAGUUGUACAGCCCCAGGAAGCAGGCUCUUGGUUCAUCUGAGUUCCAGAGUGGGGAGAAGAAAAAAAAGAGGAAGUCCUUAAGGCCUCUGGCCGUGUCUUCUGGCUCAAAAGUGAAAACCUCCCCGGACACAAGACAGGGUGAGGAGGUGACCAGAGUUGGCAAGAAGCCCAAAAAACACAAGAAGGAGAAAAAGGCCCAGGAGGCUGCAGCCUUCUCAGCCAAGGACCCUUGGUUCUGUGAGUCUGGGGAUACACUGUACACUUGCUCAGUGGAGAAGGAUGGCGAGGAGCAGGCAGCCUCAGGGCAGAAACGGAAGCAGGGGAGCCCCAGGGAAUGCAACGUGAAGAUGAAGAAGAAAAAGAAAAUCUACCAGAAGGGAGAUACCUCCCUAGAAGAGCAUCUUGAGUGCUCCAAGUCCGUGGAGAGCAGCCCUAGAAAAGGAAGUAAGAAGCCAGUCAAAGUUGAGGCUCCAGAAUACAUCCCAAUAGGACAUAACCCCAAGUCCCCUGCAAAGAAGAAAAUGAAGUCCAAGAAAAAGGUAGAGCAGCCAGGCAUUGAGGAGCCAGCUCUGAAGAGGAAUAAAAAGAAGAAGGGGAAAGAGAGCAGAGUAGCAGAAGAACCUUGGGAAGAGGAGCCUGACACAGACUUAGAGGUGGUGUUGGAAAAGAAAGGCAACAUGGAUGAGGCGCACAUAGACCAGGUGAGGCGAAAGGCCUUGCAAGAAGAGAUCGAUCGUGAGUCGGGCAAAACAGAAGCUUCUGAACAGAGGAAGUGGACAGGAACUCAGUUUGGCCAGUGGGAUACUGCCAGCUUUGAAAACGAGGAACAGAAACUGAAAUUUCUCAAACUGAUGGGUGGCUUUAAAAAUGGGGCCCCUUCAUUCAGCCGCCCCUCUAACACGAUCGGAAGGCCCAACAUGGCUCUCAGCAAGAAGGCGGCUGACGCCCUGCAGCAGAACCUGCAGCAGGACUACGACCGGGCCAUGAGCUGGAAGCACAAGCGGGGCGCUGGCCUUGGCUUCUCCUCCGCCCCAGACAAAACCUUUUAUAUUGACAGGAAUGCUUCCAAGUCGAUUAAGUUUGAAGAUUAGACUCUACUGUCUUGUCCUUCAAAACAGCCCAGAUUGCUUUUAUUAUUCAUUUAUGCAGUUGAAAGCCAUCUGACAACUGUCUCAGAUCAAACCUCUGCAGAGAUUAAGGAAAACUCUGCCUGUGUGCUUGGACGAAGUGGGGUCAGGGAGCUCAUGUUUCAGAAGCCAAGAGAACAUGUGAGUGGCUAACACCUACUAUUUUGUGUAUUAAGCAUUCCAUCCCUGUGUGAAGACAUCAGCAUAUAUAAAUAAUAGCUAAAUUUGCUGAGUGCUUAGUAUGUGCCAGGUACGUACUACUGUGUUUCCCUCGCAUUAAUGUAGUUAGUAAUUAUGAAAUAGGUGCUAUUAUCCCCAUCUUACCGUUGAGGAAACUGAGGUUCAGGGAUGAAGUAAUAAAAUUGCCCGGUUCACCCAACCAGUAAGUGCCAAGUGUUGGACUUUUGUAUCCCAUGUCCUGUGUCACUGUUCACUCUCCAAAUGUCCCCUUCUAGGGAAUUUCACCAGGAAUACUC
Neomonachus schauinslandi (Hawaiian monk seal) is the source of this 1966-nucleotide messenger RNA. It is a transcript of the gene KNOP1, whose product is annotated as lysine rich nucleolar protein 1. Lineage: Eukaryota; Metazoa; Chordata; Mammalia; Carnivora; Phocidae. The record is from RefSeq and is a predicted model, not a curated record. The transcript is spliced from 5 exons. The coding region runs from base 75 to 1454 and encodes 459 amino acids.